Nycticebus coucang (slow loris) is the source of this 4191-nucleotide messenger RNA. RefSeq names its product huntingtin associated protein 1 (gene HAP1). Gene Ontology annotation, biological process: anterograde axonal transport of mitochondrion; neurotrophin TRK receptor signaling pathway; neurogenesis. The coding region runs from base 159 to 2144 and encodes 661 amino acids. Gene Ontology annotation, molecular function: signaling receptor binding. Gene Ontology annotation, cellular component: dendrite. The record is from RefSeq and is a predicted model, not a curated record. The transcript is spliced from 12 exons. NCBI's taxonomy places the organism in Eukaryota, Metazoa, Chordata, Mammalia, Primates, Lorisidae.
GGAGCCGUGGUUUGGGCAGAACCAUCAUCCGGAAGUGGAGGGGGAGGAGAAUUCUUUCACUCCGACCCCGGGGCGGAACCAGGUGAAACCUACACUCGGCUCUUCUCCUCGCUCUUGUUUUCUAUUUGUCCUCUGUCCCACCACUAUUCCCCUUCCUCAUGCCCCGAGCCCAGGGCCUCCCUCAUGCUCUUCGGCCACCCCCGUGCUCACGCGUGGUGCGGCCCGGCAGGCUCCAGCUCUGCGCAGGUUAUAAAAGUCCGGCUGCGGCAGCGGACUGCAGACUCGAGAUGCGCCCAAAGGAGCGUGGGCAGAGCUGUGCUGGGGACCGGCCAAGGCCCGGACUCAGACCUGGGGACCUCACAGCAGUCGCCUCUGCACCCCGGCCCGCGGCCAGUCCGGCUCCAGAGCCCUCGGCCAAGUCCGGACCUGCUUCCGCUCAGGCACCGGGGGUUGGACAGGGAGCGGGGUCCGGAUGCCGAUUCGUCUCGGAAGCCCCCACCGGAGCUCGCCCGGCCUCUGAGGUUGGAGUCAAGGGGAAUGCCCAGUCCAGGCCCGGCACGUCGGACGCACCAUGGACUCGCUUCGUAUUCCAAGGGCCCUUUGGUCCCCGGGCCACUGGCUUGGGGACUGGAAAGGCAGCGGACAUCUGGAAGUCGCCGGCCGCCUAUAUUGGCCGGCGGCCCGGGGUGUCCGGCCCUGAGCGCGCCGCCUUUAUCCGGGAGCUAGAGGAAGCGCUGUGCCCUAACCUACCUCGGACAAUCAAGAAGAUCACCCCAGAAGAUAUCAAAGUGAUGUUGUAUUUGCUGGAGGAGAGAGAGCGGGAUCUGAAUACAGCAGCUCGCAUUGGCCAGUCCUUGGUGAAACAGAACAGCAUUUUGAUGGAACAGAACAGCAAGCUGGAAGCCAUGCUGGGCUCAGCCAGGGAGGAGAUUUUACAUCUCAGACACCAGGUGAACCUGAGAGAUGACCUCCUUCAGCUCUACUCAGACUCUGAUGAUGAAGAGGAGGAGGAGGAUGAAGAGGAGGACGAGGAAGAAGGGGAAUGGGAGGAAGAGCAGCAGCACGAUCAGGCCUAUGAAGUCCCUCAGACGGCUUCUCAGGAAGAGCCACUGCACUAUUGCCCGCAGCUGGAGGCCCUGCAGAAGAGGCUGAGAGUGCUGGAGGAGGAGAACGACCAGCUGAGAGAGGAGGCCUCUCACCUCGACACCCUGGAGGAUGAGGAGCAGAUGCUUAUUCUGGAAUGUGUGGAGCAAUUUUCGGAGGCCAGCCAGCAGAUGGCCCAGCUGUCAGAGGUGUUAGUACUCAGGCUGGAAAACUAUGAGCGGCAGCAGAAGGAGGUCACCCAGCUUCAGGCCCAGGUCGUGAAGCUGCAGCAGCGCUGCCAGUCGUAUGGGGCUGAAACUGAAAAGUUGCAGCAGCAGCUGGCUUCAGAGAAAGAAAUUCAGAUGCAGCUCCAAGAAGAGCUGCAGGAGCUGCGGGAGAAGUACCCUGAUGGUAAGGGCAGGCUGGUUGAGACCCGGGAGGAGGUGAAGACCCUCUGCCAGCAACCCCCAGUGUCCACUGGGUCCAUCACCCACUACGCAUACAGCAUGUCCCUGGAGACUCUUGCUGAGGAGCUCAGAACAUCUCUGCAGAGGGUUAUCUCAGAUCCUGUGUAUUUCACGCAGAGGAAUUAUGGAAGGCCUAGAGGGGAGACAUCAGACCUGAGAUAUUUUCAUGACUACAGUGAGGAACGAGAGCAGGAACAGGGGUUCGAGGCCGAGGAGGGGUUGAUACCGGGGGAAGAUUUCGUGCCUGCAGAGGAGCUGGAACCCGAGGAGGAGCUGCGGGCCACAGAGGAGGUGGAAGCUGAGGAAGGGCUGAUGGAUGAAGGAGAGCUGGUGUCUGAGGAGACUGAGGCCUGGGAGGAGGUGGAGCCAGAGCUGGAUGAGGCCACUCGGAUGAAUGUGGUGACAUCAGCCCUGGAGGCCAGCGGCUUGGGCCCUUCACAUCUGGACAUGAAGUAUGUGCUCCAGCAACUGACCAACUGGCAGGAUGCCCAUUAUAGGCAGCAGCUGAGACAGAAGGUGGUCCAGAAAGGUGAGUGCUCCCAUAGGGGCCUCACUCCAGCCAGCCAGACAAGCUGCAGGUUGUCAAGCCGAUGAAAGGUGGAUGAAAGGUGAGGGUGGGUGAGCUCCCAUAGCUUACUUGCCCCAGUCUCACCCUCUCCAGUGUGCUGAUUUGCAUGGACUUUGCAUAUCAUUUGCAUGGGCACCUCAGGUCCUCUUUGGUGGUAACUGUGGCCCCAGUGCUCAGUUUUGUUGAAUUUGCUUAGGAGUCCAGAUCUCUACCCACUUUUCUCCUUGGGGCUGGGCUGGGGGUCAGGGCCAGGACUGUACCCCUCCCACUGUAUCUCAGCUUCCUGUCUCUGCCACCUACUUCUCCUGUCCUCUACCCCCAAUUCCCCUGUCUCCAAAGCUCCCCAACCCUGCAGCAGUGGCAAACAUGGGGGGUGGGAUCAUGGAGCAGUGGCCGGGGUGCUGACCCAGGCCCUGACAGCUGACUUUCAGAGGCUAGAGGAGGAGAGGACUGCCCACCCUCCCUGGGCCUGGGAGGAAGAGGGUCCUUAUGGGGCCAUGCAGGCCACUGAGACAAAGACCUCUGCCAGUAAGACCCACAGUUGGACCAAUCCCCUAAAUGAGUCUGAGGGUGGGCCAGGGUCUCCUACAGGGUGGGGGUGGAUCGGGGCUCUACUCCUCAGCUGGAAACCCCGGCGUUUAGGGGUUUCUCCUGCUGGAGUGCAGGUCAUGUGAGCCAUGCCUUUAAGGAGUUCCCAGUGACACAGAAAUGAUCUAGUGACACCCAUGCACAUUGGAGCCUUUGUACGUCCAUUAGCUCCUUUAAUUCCCAUGCCCCAUAUUUCAUCAUCCCCAUUUCUUAGUUGAAGGAGCAGGCUCAGAGAGCAGAGUGACUUGUGCAAAGUCACACAACAACAAAGAGUAGGUCUGAGUCUGUUCUCUCCAUUACUGUGUUCUAGCACAAUCCCUGCCCCAUCCAUUCUCUCUGAUGUUGUCCUGGCACCCCACCUGGCCUGUUGGGUCAGCCCUGAACUUAUAACUUGUUGACAGCCUCCAUUAUAUCUGUUCUAUCCCCAUUUUGAUGGUCCUUUGGUCACCACUGGGUGGAACAGCACUGGCCUUACAGGGCCACUGUGUAAGCAGUGCUGUGCAGGUUAUAAACUGAACUGCGAGCCCUAUGGCAGUGGGUGACCUGCGUAACUGUCAGCAGUGGCUUUCUGCCCUCUUCUGAUAUGGCUGACCAGACCCCGGUCCACUACCUAGGCCAGGCCCGUGGUCGUCAGGCUCCCUGUUCGCGUCUGCCCCCUUCUCUUCCAGGCUUUGCUGUUUCCCAGCAGCCUACUGAAGCCCCACCGACAGCUUGAGGUGCCUCCUUCCGCUGCCUGGUCAAGUCCCACCCACCCCAAACCCUCCUUCCUUCCUCUGAAAUGGGAUCCCAUGUCUGUCACCAGCCUACCCUCUGUUCUGAUGAACCUGGGCCACAGCUUGAGGGCUCAAGCUUUGACCCUUAUCUGGGUCAGGCUGAAGGAGACCUGGCCCUCAUUCUGCAGCUGAUGGGAAGCUGCAGCUGCUGGGCCUGGACCACAUGGUGGCCCCAGGGGUGGGAGAAGCCCAGGGGGAGACUCACUGGCUACCAGUCCAGCUCUGAGCUGAGGCUGGGGGGUUCUGGUCCUAGGUCCCAGGUGUAGGACACUGUGAGCACCCUCUUAACAAUAUGCUCCUCACCCUUUGACCCCACAUUAAAGGUGGCUCACAAGUCCUUGCUGACUUGCAGGACCUGGCCCUCUGGCCUGACCUUUGUCCUUCUCAGUCCCUGAUUACUAUGUGUAGCCACAGUGUCUCUCUGUGUGGGUGGGGGAGGGGUCCCUCUGCCCAGUGGGUUGUCUUGCCUCCUUUCCUGCCACUGGUGGCCUGAGAGUGUCCAGGCUCCCCUGCUGUCCUCCCUCACACCCCUCAUUUCCUUGGUCUAGAUGCUCUGCCCUUUCCCUCCACUUGGAUCAGAAAUCGCUGAGGUAUGGUUCUUGGGCCUCCCUUGGGUGCCUGGCCUGCUCCUCACAGUGCUUCUCGGUCUCCCUUUGCUUGUCAACCUGUGUCCAUGCCAGUGCAGGAAAUAAAGGACCUCUGUGCUAAUGUG